AUGAAUCUCAAAACCUUUGAAUUUAAAAAAUAUUAAGUCUAAGAAAAAUAAAAAGUGAAAGAAGAAAAUAUGAUGCAAUCUUAAAAUUGUGCUAACAUUGAUAAUAAAGUUCACUUUAAUCUAUUCUAAAAACUAUCAGGAGAUUAAUUUAUAUCUAGAUCUUUAAAUGAUUCUUUACUACCAAGUANAUAAGUUAGUAGAGAUUUUUAAUUGGAUUCCAUAUCUGGAUUGGAAGAGAUUAAGGAAAUUAAACAAUAAUAGAUAGUAUAAAUAAGGAUAAUUGAUAGUGGUAUAGGAAUGAAAGAAGAAUUGAAAGGAAUACUUAAUAAAAAAGUAAUCUUAAAUAGUAUUUAGUUUCUCUCUGUAGAUGAUGAUCCAAAAAUAUCUAAAGAUUCAGUUGGAAUAGGUUUAGGUUUAAGUGUUAGCCAAUACAUUAUAAAGGCUAUGGGUCCUUAAGGAUUAAAUAGUUUAUUUUUAGAAUCUAUUAUGGGAGGUGGAUCGUAAUUUUACUUUUUUUUAAAUUAUGAUUCUAUUAAAAAGUAUCAUAAUGAUGACGAUAUUCCAGAACCAGAAAAUAAAGAAGAAACUAUUGUUAAAUUAAGUCCAACUAAGAGAAGUUUGCUUAAAAGGAUUGUAUUUAUUUGUUUAUUUGUCAUUUAUUAGGCAACUUAUCCAAACACUGUUUGUAAUUCAAAUGAUAUACUUAUAGUAGAUGAUGAACAUUUCAAUUUAGAUAUAUUGGCUAACAUUAUUCGAAACUUGAAUUCUAAUCACAAAAAGUAUUAAAUUACUAUGGCUUUUAAUGGUUUUUAAGCUUUAGAAAUAAUCCGCUAAAAAAGAAUAUAAAAUUGUUGUUGUUGUCUUGGUUUUAAAGCAAUAUUAAUGGAUAUUAAUAUGCCUAUUAUGAAUGGAUGGGAUUGUGCCAAACAAAUUAGAAUAUUCGAAGAUUAAAUUCAAGUUUAGAGAAAAACUCCUAUUAUUGCUAUUACUGGCUAUGAUGCAAAAAAAGACAUAGAAAAGUGUCUUAAAUAUGGCUUUAAUUAUGUAUCUACAAAACCUACUAAUAAAUAAAAAAUAUUGAAGAUAUUUUAAGAAUUUAACAUAUGA
Paramecium sonneborni is the source of this 1107-nucleotide messenger RNA. Lineage: Eukaryota; Ciliophora; Oligohymenophorea; Peniculida; Parameciidae. The record is from the annotation of a GenBank genome assembly.